AUGCUUGGGAAUGAUAAGGAGAAGCAUAACGAUGUGAAAAAAUGCUUUUCGACUUAUGUAAAGGGAAGGGUUGAGGCUGCUGGUCUAUUGCCUUUGUUGACAUGCAACCUUCCCUCUGUUGACAAGACCAUGCUAACAACGUUUAUAGAGAGAUGGCAGCCGGAGACAUCAUCUUUCCAUAUGCCAUUUGGGGAAAUGACCAUCACACUGGAUGAUGUUAGUUCUUUGCUACACAUUCUUGUGAAGGGAAAAUUCUUCACUCUCCCAGUCCUGACUCGUGAGGAUGCAGUCAGUGCAUUGCAUAAACAGCUUGGUGUUACACAAGCAGAUGCUGAAGAGGAGAUCCGGAAGUCCUUAGGACCUUAUGCUCGUUAUACAUGGUUGUUAAAAGUGGCUGAGGACAUGGCUAAGGAAGGGAAGACCAAGAAAGCUGCUAGAGCCUUCUUGCUGCGUUUGGUGGGGAUGACGAUCUUCUGUGGGAAGACAAACAACAAGGUGGAUGUUGCAUAUUUGGGGAUGUUCAUGGACUUGGAAAAGGUUGGGGAGUAUGCAUGGGGCGCCAUGGCAUUGGCUUUCCUUUAUGACCAGCUGAAGGACGCCACCAAGGUCGGCACCACUAGUCUUGGAGGAUACUUAAAUCUGUUUCAGGCAUGGAUAUUUGAACACUUCCCUGCUUCAUUGUUUGAUAGAAACCUGAACAGGAAAUACAGUGAGAAAGACCCGCGAGCUUGCAAAUGGGUCACCAAGAGGGGGACUGUGGACCUGCAUGCAAAGAGGCUAAUCCUAGAUGACCUUAGGGAUAACAAUGUUAUAUGGACUCUAUAUGACGGGCAUAGAGUGGAUUGGCCCUUUCAGCAGGAGUGUCUUUACAGUGGGUGGAUUCGACAUUCAGGCAUCAUCCGGCCAUAUCUGCCAGAGCGUGUGUUGAGGCAGUUCCAUAUGCUCCAGGAUCAACCCAAUUUACCACCGGCAAACAUUCUCCUUGUUGAGGAUAUUGAUGAGAGGUUUGAGAACAUGGCUCAUUGCGUGGCUGCACAACAUACUGACACUCCAACAGCAACGCCUCGCUACUUUGAGUGGUACAAGUCAAUCUCACACCGCUUUGUGGUCCCUCCUGAAACAAGAGGUCCUGUGGCAGUAACUCUUGUGGAUGUUCUCAAACAAUUACGGGAGUUGAGUGAUAUCACAGUAGACCCCAGUGAGACCCCUCAGCGGAUCCUCGAGGCAAACCAGCGUAUGCGGGAUAUCAUAAUGCAGCACUUGGAGUAUGGCGGUGAUGAUGAUGACAGUGGCAGUGGCAAUAGAGUUGCACCUCAUGGUGGUGGUGGCCCUGACAGAAAGAAGAAAGGAAAAGCAUCUACCUCGAAGACUAGUUAG
Molecule: messenger RNA, 1377 nt
Organism: Lotus japonicus
Lineage: Eukaryota; Viridiplantae; Streptophyta; Magnoliopsida; Fabales; Fabaceae
Product: protein MAIN-LIKE 1-like
Exons: 3
Coding region: 1-1377 (458 amino acids)
Biological process (GO): meristem development; meristem maintenance
Source: RefSeq, a predicted model, not a curated record